AAAAAAGCAUGUUUUUGCUGGAUUAUAAGUUUUAAUAUUUAUGUUUAUUGUCCGACUACCAGCUUGUUCCUAGCUUAUUAUGUUAUCUUGGCGAGUGAGGGAUAAGUGGGCUGUGUCCCCCGCUCGCACUCACAGCUGGCGCACCAGCGGAGCAAGUCUUUACGCACAAGGCAUCAUUGGCUGAGAAGCCACGCGUGUCGCAGGGAAGACGACGAACCAGUAAACAGCUUGAAGCAAAGCGGUGAAGUAUCGGGCAGUUGGUGUCUGUGCGGAGUCUCAGCUACAGUUUGUCGAUCUGCGGACUGAUUUGGAUCGUUUUUAUUUCUGGAGCUGUCCGCGGUGCUGAAACAUGAAUCAAAGCGCAGGAGCAGUGCAGCACACUCGGAGAUACUCAGUGGAGGGAAAGAACGUAGGACCUAUUGCAACAGACAGAAACUGGAAAGGCAUUGGCAUCUCUCUGCUGGUUAUUGCAGUGGUGCUGUCACUCAUCGGACUGUCCAUUGUUCUGCUGUCAAAAGAUGAUGGUGGUAAACUAUUUGGUACACCACUGACAUUGGAUGACCUUUUUGAAAAAAAAUUCCAAAUACAUGAUCCUGAUGCGAAGUGGAUCAGUGAGGAUGAAAUAAUCUUUCGAAGCUGGGAUGGAGACGUUUUCAAAAUCAACACACGCACCAACGAGACAGACCUUCUGUUGAAAAAUACAACAUUUGCGACUUUUAAAGCGUCAAAGUUCGCAGUUUCUCCAGAUCUGAAUUUUGUCCUUUUGGGAUAUGAUGUCAAGCAGGUCUACCAGCACUCUUUCCUGGCAUCAUACCUCCUCUACAAUCUAUACACAAGGGAGGUGCGGGAGCUCAAUCCUCCAGAGGUGUCUGACUCAGUGCUCCAGUUUGCUUCAUGGGGUGUUCGGGGUCAACAACUGGUGUACAUAUUUGAAAACAACAUCUACUAUCAAAUGGAUGUUCAGAGCAGCUCGUGGAGGCUCACGUCAUCUGGGGAGGAGGGGGUUGUCUUCAAUGGCAUCUCAGACUGGCUCUAUGAGGAGAUGGUACUGCACACUCAGGUGGCCCACUGGUGGUCACCAGACGGCUCCAGAUUGGCUUACCUCACCAUCAACGACUCCCUGGUCCCUACAAUGUUCCUCCCCCGUUUCACAGGCUCCCUUUACCCUAGAGGGAAAGAGUAUCCUUAUCCAAAGAUGUGCCAAAUCAAUCCGUCUGUCAGACUCUAUGUCGUCACUCUGGAUGGCAGCGCUCUCACAACUGAACUGAAACCUCCUGACAGUUUUGAGAAAAGUGAGUUUUACAUUACCAUGGUGAAGUGGGUGACAAAAGAGAGACUGAGCGUACGCUGGGUGAAUCGAGCUCAAAACAUGUCUAUUCUUUCACUGUGUGAUGUAACACAAGACAUCUGUACAAAGAAACAUGUGAUGACAUCGGACAAGUGGCUGGAUCGUCAGAGGGAGGAGCCAGUGUUUUCCAAGGACUGCACAACAUUAUUCAUCACCAUGCCCUUGAAGCACGGUGGCAGCGGGACAUUCAACCAUAUCACUAUGAUCUCCAACCAAUCUGACAGUCAAGAAGUAAACAUGCGGCACCUGACCUCAGGAAGCUGGGAAGUCUCUCAAAUUCUGGCCUAUGACGAGGGCACAAACUCUGUUUAUUACCUGAGUACAGAGACAGGAGCUACUCAACAUCACUUGUACAGGGUCUCCAGUGUGGAUCCGUUUCAUAAAGAAUGCCUAACCUGCUCCCUUUUCAAAUCAACAUGCUCCUACCAUGAUGCUGUGCUCAGUCCCACCUAUCAGCAUGUUCUUCUCAACUGCAGAGGACCUGGAAUACCCCAAACAACUCUCCACAAACUACAUGAUAUGAACACAGAGCACAAGAUUCUGGAAAAUAACAGAGAAUUAAAAAAUGCACUGAUAAACAGGACAAUACCCAAGUGGGAAAGAAGAACUGUACAAAUCAACAACUUUGCACUUCGCCUGGAGUUAAUCGUCCCGAUAGCUUUGGAUGAAGCGAAGGAGUACCCACUUUUACUUGUCCUUGACAGCACCCCUGGUGGUCAGGCUGUGAGUGACCGUUUUUCCCUGAGCUGGGACUCUGUUCUGGUCAGUUCCAAUGAUGUCAUUGUGGCCCAUCUGGAUGGGCGGGGCAGUGGCUGCCAGGGUCAGAGGAUCUUACACGAGGUUUUCCAGAGACUGGGAACUGUUGACGUUCACGAUCAGCUCACAGCACUCGAGCAUCUGGUAAAGCUGCCCUAUAUUGAUGCCAACAGAGUUGGAGUUUAUGGAAAGGCAUAUGGAGGCUUCUUGUCCACACUCCUGGUCCUUUCCCACAGCUCUGUGUUAAGGUGUGGCAUUGCUGUCACUCCUAUAACAAACUGGAGAUUGUAUGGGUCUGCCUUCACUGAGAAAUACUUUGGCUUUCCAGCAAGAGAGGACCACAAAUACCAGAUUUCCAGUCUGCUCAGCAACAUCACAGGACCUGCAAGUCCAUUGAACUUUCUUAUUAUCCACGGCACAGCAGAUGCCAAUGUUCAUUUCCAGCAUUCUGCUGAGUUGGUCAAACUGCUGUCUGCAUCAAAUGUUAACUACACUCUCCAGAUAUUCCCAGAUGAAGGACACAACAUUAUUUCAGUAAAGAGUCAACACUACUUUCUGAGCUCAGUGCUGAACUUUUUCAACCGCUGCUUUGAGGAGGGGUACAAUGAAGAUGAUUAGCUCCAAGUAAGCUCCUGUGGUAAGGUGGUUUUAUGGAGAGUGCGCUGGAGCAACUGCUGUAGUGAGCCAGCGAUGAGAGGUUGUGUUUCCCUGAACAUCUGCUGCCUGAUAAAAAUGAUUAAUAAAACCCCACUGACCUAUAAUAUUUAAAUUAGGUCCCUUCACAUUUGUUGGAAUGCAAAGAAAGUUAGAGCAGUGAAUCUGAGGUUGUGGGGAAAAACAAAAGAUAGGUUAAUAUUAUACUACCAUUAAGAGUUCUGUUUUGAAUGUUUGUACCAUGUAAUGCAUACAAAUGUCAGGGAAUCAAAGAAACUUGUAUUUUUUUUUGUAUCUUUCCUCAAAUCUACUGUGAAUUCAUGUGAAUACAUUCUGUGAACAGAGAAAAAUCACCUAUAAAUCCACCAAAUCGUAUCACUAUCAGACCGAAUCACCAAACAGUUCCUGCAGGUGCCUUUACCUCAUAUAGUCUUUUCUGAGCUUCGGGCAAACACAGCAAUACAAAAAUAUCGUAUGACAAUAUGUAACAGAGAGUGAAAUGGGGUUUAGCCAUGCUGUUUAAAUCAGGUAAAGAAAACCUUUAAUAUGAAAGUUUCAAAAAGGAAGUUACUGUGAGUCUUAGUUUUUUGUAUUUCUUCUUUUAUCUUUGUUAGAAGGAACCUGUGUGUCUGUUCAAGAUGAAUCUGCUAUUUGGGUGCACAUUGCCAUGUGACAUAUUAAAAGUAUUAAUUGUGUUAUUCAGGGAAGAUUUCUUAGUUUAACAAUAUCUUCAUCUAUGUUUUUAGAAAUAGAUGAAUAAAUUUCAGAUGUUUGUGACCAGCUUGAACCUUUACUGUUCCACACAGUGUUUAAUAUCCACAAAAUGUGAAAAGAAAUUAAAGUGGAGAAUGGAGAAAGUUCAUGUGUAAGAUAAGCAGUCUAUGCUGUACAGUGCGCUUUGGCCACAACAGAACUGUAAUAAAUACUGCAUCUUUCCUCCAGUAGCAAACUGAUUGUUUGUUGACCAUAACCCUGUGCUGCUCACACUUCUACACUUGCCUGACAAACUGCAUCUCAUGUACCAUAUAUAUAUUGCCCUCUGUAGUUGACAUUUGUAUACUUGGAAACAUUUGUACGCUCAAAUAAACUGACAAACUUGA
Maylandia zebra (zebra mbuna) is the source of this 3858-nucleotide messenger RNA. Its product is annotated as inactive dipeptidyl peptidase 10. Gene Ontology annotation, molecular function: potassium channel regulator activity; serine-type peptidase activity. Gene Ontology annotation, cellular component: plasma membrane; voltage-gated potassium channel complex. The record is from RefSeq and is a predicted model, not a curated record. Gene Ontology annotation, biological process: regulation of potassium ion transmembrane transport; proteolysis. NCBI's taxonomy places the organism in Eukaryota, Metazoa, Chordata, Actinopteri, Cichliformes, Cichlidae.